GGAGAGGGUUGUGAUUUUGUUGAUAAGCGGAGGGUAUAUUUUAGUUACCUUUCUCUCUCCCGCUCUCACCAAAUCUUUGAUGCAGGAACCUUUUCCAUGUUCUGCUCUGCUAAACCCUAAAAAAAACCCCACAAUCACUAAUUCAACGCUCUUCUUUGUACGCUAUUUCUCUUUUCGACAUUUCCAACUGUCACCUAGGAUUCUCCAAUUCUUUGUUUUGGCCGUUAAUUCUACAUCAUACGCCUUCACUGUUUGGUCACAUAAACAGUGUACUGGGUUUGAGAGAUUGAUUUGAGCUCAUGUUUUGAAUGGCUCCAAAUUGCUGAUUCUUGUUUGUAAAGCAUAAAUCUGACAAUGGAGAGCUUUGCUGUUAUGGAGGGUGGUGAAAGGAUUUAUGACAAUGGUAAAGAAGACGAGAGCCUUGGUGAUCAUAUACUUGAGGAGAUGGAGUCCUUUUUGGUCGACAUUGAUGAGCGGUUGAUCAUCUCUAGGAUGGUGAGUGACUCCGUGAUAAAGGGCAUGGUUAAUGCUGUUGAAGAACAGGCAGCUGAGAGAAUUGCUCAGAAAGAAUUGGAGGUGGUUGGGCUAAAGAAUAUGCUACAUGACUGCCGUGUGGGUUCAGACGAAGCUAAAACUUUGUGGUCUUCGGUAAAUCAUCAUGAACCCCAUGAAGCUGCUACAUAUCAUUUUUCAGACAGUGGUUUAGAGUUUGAUAGGCAUAUGAUGUCUGUAGAUAGUCUUCACAUUGCAGUAAAUGAGCAGUUAAAUCAACUCAAGAAAGAAAUAAAUAAAAUUAGAGGGCCUAGUUCCAUUAGAAGAAUUAGUUCAGGUUCUGAUUUGGUGGGUUUAAGUGGUAUUCUACAGGAGGAUAUGCCGGAAAAAUGGAUUUAUGUCGAUAAAGCUUUUGAAAGUCUAAAAGAUACCCUAGACACUUUCUGCAGAAGAAUGGAAUUUGUGGAUCAGUUAUCAAAGAUAUCACUUUCUGAAUGGCAGCAGGAGCAGGAGUUUCAAUCGGAAAUUGAACGGAUGGUAAUCAGCUAUGGUAUCUGGAGUUUGCAGCAGGACUGUGAACAGAAACUAUGGAAUCUGUAUGAUUCUGAAAGUAGAAAUUGUUUUGACCAAUAUAAAGAGAUCUCUAGUUUGCGUCAGGAAUUGGAUUCAAUUUUUAAAACACUAUCUACUUCUGAAACUGGGCAGCUUAUUUCUCUUGGAUCCUUGGAGAAUGCUGAGGAAUGGUGUCAUAAUAAGAGGGCUGAUCAUUUCCACGUGAAGCUUUCAACAGAUCAUUUACCACCUUCAACUAUGGAAGAAAAUGGCAAACAGGAGGACUCAAAGAUUAUCAAGCCUGAGAAUUUGGAUUCAGCCUCACUAAAGCACUUGUCUAAAGAAGAAUUGGUUACUUAUAUAACUAAAAUGAGAAGAAACCAUGAAUCUCAGGUGCAAGAGAAGACUGAAGAGAAUUUUCGCCUUAGGCGGGAACUAUUGAAUUUGAAAGAAAGAGGUUCUUCUUUCCCAUUGAAGAAGGACAAGGAGUUUGAACUGUUGAAGAAAAAAAUCCCUGAUGUCAUUGCGAAGUUGAAUCAAAUUCUUGUUGGAACUGAUAAAGUGCAUCAAUUCAGGGAAAACAUUGAAUCUCUUAGCAGUUUAAAGGAUAGAUUGGAUUUCUUACACUCUGAGAACCACCAACUGAAGGACAUGCUAGCAGAUAAGAAGAAGGAAUUAAAGACUCAAUCUUCUCAGCUUUCUGCUGCUUUAGAAAAAUUGUCACAGCAACAACUGACUGAGAAAAAUUUGUUACAUACUAUUCAGAAGCUUGAGGUUGAUGUGGAGGAUGCACAUACCGAAGUUUCCAUUAUUCAAGAUGUAUAUAAAUGUCUCUUUGAAGAUUUUGCAAGUGAGUUUAGAUGCAUCACGGAAGAAUCACAUCUGAAGAAUAGUUUUAUGCAAGAAAUGUAUGAGGUAAUAUUCAAAGAAGCUGCCCACAAUGCUCAAGCAUCUAGUGGGUUGGGAAAUGAGGAAGCAGAAAUGGAGUUAACGAUGAUGCAAGGACUAUUGGAUAUCAAUCAUAUAUUAUUUAAAGAAACUUUGGUGAAUGCAGAUGAAGCCUUAAAGUUGGAAGCUGCUGAGAAAGAGAAACUAAAAUAUGAAUUGCUUACGUUGAAGUCAGUAUUGGAAGAGAAGGAAAUGUUAAUACAAGGAGCAGCUGAUGCUUUGGCUCAAGAGAAAGAGAAAAUGGAAUUUACCUCUGAGCAGCUCAAUAGUUUAGGAGCUGAGAUAGUUCAGCAACAUAAAUUAAUAGCAGAGAACAGUAAAGAAUUGGAUAUCACUAAGGGUGACCUGGUUGCAGCAUUGAAGGAAAUUGAACAAUACAAGGAGCAAAUGCAUGAGUUGAGUAAAAAUCUUGAACAAAGAAUGGAUGUGCUUAGACAAACUGAUGAAGAAAGAAGAGUACUUUCUGCUCUUACACAAAAGCAACAAGAAGCAUUAAAACUGACUGAGGCUAAAGAAAGGGAAAACAGGAAGCAAAUGGAAUCGACUGUUUAUCUCAUCCAUAAAUUGUUGAAGAUGGUUACUGAUUUUGAAGCUAGAGUAAAUGAAGAUAUUUCAAGAAAUUGUAUGAGGCUUGAAAGCAUGAAUUCUGAGUUCUGUUGGCUCAAUAACAAAGCCAAUGUACUUAAAUCCAUGGGAUUGAAGUACAAACAAAGGCUAGAAGCAAGAUGUUCAGAUCUUGCCAAGGCUGAAGCAGAGGUUGAUCUUUUGGGGGAUGAGGUAGAUACUCUUCUUAGCCUCCUUGAAAAAAUAUACAUUGCGCUUGACCAUUAUUCACCCAUACUACAGCAUUACCCUGGGAUUAUUGAGAUUUUGGAGCUUGUACGAAGAGAACUGAGUGGAGAGUGUAGAAAAUUUGUUUAGUUUGUAUGUUCUGGCCAGGUAAAUUGGCAAUCACCCUCUUGACAAAAAUUGUAUCUUUCCAUGCUCUGGAUUGGUAAAACCCAGAAGCAUUGAUAAGGAAAUCAUCAUCUGCAAGCUCCCACAUGAUCAUUUAUGAACCACUAGAUAUGGAAAAUUGCAAGUCACUUUUUAGGGGGAAUCAUCAUGGUGUUAAUUGGUUCAUUUUUUCAUCUUUACAUCAGCUUCAUCUAUAGAGAGAUCAGAGAUGUUAGAGUUCUGGUAGUUGCACUUUUUUUUUAAUUUAUGCUUGGGGGUUAUCUUCUCAUAUCUAUUUAUGCAGAACAGUGGCAAUGUUAUUGCAUAAAUAUUUUAGCCCAUACUUUCUUCUUUUGAAUUACAAUACGAGGGGCUAUGUGCAAAUUAAUCCACUUGUACAUGGGCUAAUAGCAUUUGUACAUGUAUUUUAUGAGAUAUGACUUUCUAUAUGGCUUAUUGAUAUAGUUUUGCUCUAUAGGCAGUGUACGAUAUUCUUUAGCAUUCAGUGAAUUGUGUUUAAAAUGGUCACCAUUAUUGUGUUUUGUUUAUAUACUACACGUGUGCUGCUAGAAUUACUGAUCUUUGUGACAUCUGGAGCCAAAGUGGUUGAUGCACCUGUUAUGUAAUGUAAUGUACAUGCAGGGAUGAAAUUCAAUAAUUUUUCCUUGUCUGAGUUUCAAUUUUAUUUUUGCCUAAAUUUU
Molecule: messenger RNA, 3629 nt
Organism: Abrus precatorius (Indian licorice)
Lineage: Eukaryota; Viridiplantae; Streptophyta; Magnoliopsida; Fabales; Fabaceae
Product: WPP domain-associated protein
Exons: 5
Coding region: 355-2913 (852 amino acids)
Source: RefSeq, a predicted model, not a curated record